Tarenaya hassleriana is the source of this 1386-nucleotide messenger RNA. Its product is annotated as homoserine dehydrogenase. The transcript is spliced from 12 exons. The record is from RefSeq and is a predicted model, not a curated record. The coding region runs from base 102 to 1223 and encodes 373 amino acids. Gene Ontology annotation, molecular function: aspartate kinase activity; homoserine dehydrogenase activity. Gene Ontology annotation, biological process: aspartate family amino acid biosynthetic process. Lineage: Eukaryota; Viridiplantae; Streptophyta; Magnoliopsida; Brassicales; Cleomaceae.
UUUGGGAAUUGCUCUGCAGCAGUCUAACCAGUAAGCCAUUACUCACUCAUCUCGCGAACGCAGAAUCCGAAGAAAGCUUCAGAAGAAGAAGGAGAAGAAAGAUGAAGAAAAUCCCGGUGAUUCUCAUGGGUUGUGGAGGCGUUGGUCGCCAGCUCCUCGAUCACAUCGUCUCUUGCCGAUCUCUUCACGCCCUAAUGGGAGUUCAUUUGCAGGUCGUUGGUGUUUGCGAUAGUAAAUCUUUGGUCGUUCCAUCUGAUGUGUUCAAAGAGGAACUGAAUGACAAUGCCUUGUCUGAAGUUUGCCGUAUCAAAUCGGCUGGCUCUCCUUUAUCUGCAUUUGGUUCAUAUCAAGUGUUCACUGGUUCCGAAUCAAGAAGGAAAGCCAAAGAAAUUGCAGAACUUAUGGGUAAAUCUACAGGCUUGGCCUUUGUGGAUUGCUCAGCAAGCAUGGAUACAAUUGAAUUAUUGAUGAAGGCAGUUGAUUCGGGUUGUUGUAUCGUCCUGGCAAAUAAGAAGCCUCUUACUUCAACAAUGGAACAUUAUGAUAAGUUAGUGUUGCAUCCGCGUCGGAUCCGCCAUGAAUCUACUGUCGGUGCUGGCCUUCCUGUUAUAGCAUCUUUGAACCGCAUGAUUUCAUCUGGAGACCCCAUCCACAAAAUUGUUGGUAGUGUGAGUGGUACUUUGGGAUAUGUUAUGAGUGAGGUUGAAGAUGGGAAGCCAUUAAGCCAAGUUGUUAAGGCUGCUAAAAGCCUGGGGUACACAGAACCAGAUCCACGAGAUGACCUUGGUGGCAUGGAUGUUGCGAGAAAGGCUUUGAUUCUUGCUCGACUUCUCGGGAGGAGGAUCAAUAUGGACAGCAUAAAGGUAGAGAGCUUGUACCCUGAGGAGAUGGGACCUAACCAGUUGUCUGUUGAUGAUUUCCUUGCCGAUGGAAUAGCAAAACUCGAUAAGAAUAUCGAGGAGAGAGUUAAAAGGGCUUCAACGAAAGGGUGUGUUCUCCGUUACGUCUGCGUUAUCGAGGGCUCAAGUGUUGAGGUUGGCAUCCGAGAACUCCCUAAAGACUCGCCGUUGGGAAGACUCCGAGGGAGCGAUAAUAUCGUGGAGAUAUACAGCAGAUGCUACGAAGAGAAGCCAUUGGUGAUUCAAGGAGCUGGAGCUGGUAAUGUUACCACAGCUGCUGGCGUUCUUGCCGACAUUCUCGACUUGCAGGAUCUCUUCCCUUGAAAUGAAAAAAAAAAACUUUUUUUUUUCUCUCAAAACCAGAAGAAACCCCAUUUUCAGGGUUUCCAAUUUAAUAUAUUCAAAUGAGUUCGUAAUCGUAGGUCUUUAUUUAAAACAAUAUACGCCGUCGAAAUAAAAGGUAACACAAGCGGAAGACUCUGGUAUA